AUGCCGGUGGCGUCAAAUCACCAUACGCGCAAUCAGUCGCAUCGAAGCCUACAAGAAUUGAGAAGCAUUAAGGAUCCUCAGGACCUCGCCUUCCUGAAUCAGCCUAGUUACUAUGAGACCAACGUUGAUUUGAGCCAGAUCACCGUAGGUACAAUUCAGAGUAGGAGAAAAGAGAGCGAACCCAUACACUCGACAACGCAGCCGUACAAUGCAUUUCAAGACGUCCAGCAAACUCUGCUUCAGUUGACUAAAUUGUACUCGCUGCAUAUCAUAGUAGCCGCAAGCUUGUACAUGUUCUUCUUUGAAGUCGCCGUCCGGCUACCCUUCCUCCUCGCUGUUGCCUUUGCAAUCCCUUCCAUUCAUGUGCUGCUAGUACCAGAAAAACCGGUAACUGGGGAUUACACGUACAAUGACGAUUCUGAAGGUCUUUGUCGCCGAUAUUCUAUCGAUUCUGUAGUUCCUGGUGAACCUGUCGCACAGUACAAGACCGUAGGAGCCUUGCACCCAGCUGCCGCUAUUUUCCCCGGUUUAACAGUCUUCUCACCCUCGACAUGGUUUCCACGAGCCACGGAUAACAUAGAUUUUCGGCACAAGAGGCAGCGGUUACAUACUACGUUUCGCGAAUCAACUUACCAACCUCGGCGUACGUUUCAUGAAGCUUUCGAGGAUACAUUGCCACGAGUGCUCGAAAGCUGGACUAUGUUCGUUUUCCGGACAAUGGUCUACCAGAUUACAUCUCGAAUCACUGUGUUCAUCAUAGGACGCGCAUACGAGGCUAUGACGGGAGAGGACAUGAAUGUAGAUGACUACAUCAUGAACAUUCUGCUUUUUUACUGGAACUGGGCGACUGCGCACUCAUGGCUACACUGCACCCAGCACAACAACACUGGCAUAAAAGCAGACAUGGCAGCUGCUGCAGCUGAAACACCACCCAGAGAAAUUGAUCCACUCGGACCAUGGUACGCAGAGCUCUGCCACGGUUGGCCCCGCGCAAAGCAGAACCCUGGAAAUUGGCAGGAUGAAGGCCUUGAGUAUCUAUGGGACCUCCCCGCCGCAGCCUCAAGAUCUGACACACACGCAUGCCACCCCAGCCAACGAGGCCCCCUUCAAUACUUGGCCUCCUCUAUCCCACAAGAACCUGGUCACAAACCGCCCACACAUACUGCACCCGCUCCCAUGGUAACCGCCUUGGCUGGGUCAUCUAUAACCCUCAUGUUCGGCGGCAACGGUCACAGCCGUGGUAACUUUGGCGGUGUUGAGAUGGGUGACCCAGGGAAAGUAUCCGUUUAUUGGGCCGGUAGCAAAGAAAAAGAAAUUGUAGAUGUAAAGGAGUUGACGGAGGAAAAUCUCAUGCAGAGGAACGGGUUCAGUGAGGAGAGUUUCGCAUAUCCGUUGGACAAGAAAGUAACAGCGCCGGGGUGGGGGCCGGAAGACCUUCACGACAAGGGAAACUGGCAAACGCUGCAUCUGCCGGAAUGCAUGGAGAAGGGACGGCACAUGAUGAUAUGGGUGUGGAGUUUUGGUGGUGGAAAUAAGUAUAGCACAUGUUUUGAUGUUAUGGUCGCGUGA
Alternaria burnsii is the source of this 1569-nucleotide messenger RNA. RefSeq lists its product as uncharacterized. The transcript has 6 exons. The record is from RefSeq and is a predicted model, not a curated record. Lineage: Eukaryota; Fungi; Ascomycota; Dothideomycetes; Pleosporales; Pleosporaceae. The coding region runs from base 1 to 1569 and encodes 522 amino acids.